UCAAUAGGGAGCGGAAGGUGCUUGUCACCAAGCCUGAUGACCUGAGCGCAGUCUCCCGGCCCCACAUGGUAGGAGGAAAGAGACAACGUGUGCAUGCUGUCCUCUCAUCGCCACAAGUAUACUGCAUCCGUAUCUGUGCCCACACACAUACACACAGAUUAAUAAGGAAAUGCAAAAACUUUAAAGUAGUAACAAAAAUUUUAGUAAUACUGAUUUUGUAGCAUAACUUGCUGCAAAAACCCGAUGAUCCGAGUUCAAUCCCCGUGGCAGAGACCGAACGGAUGCCCAAAGGUUGCUCUUUGACCUCUACACAUGCUCCGUGUCACAUGUGCGCCCCGCCCCUUACAACACACACCAUGAGCACACGGAAUAAUAACAGAAUAAAAGCCAACAACAAGGGAAAGGCGUUUUAGUAACAUUUCAGACCUACAGAAUAAUCCCUAAAUAAGUGUGGGAGCCGAGGAAGGCCUGGCUGAAGUGUAAGGAAUGUGAAGUCCUACAAGAAUGUGGAUUGUUGACAAGGGUUUGUUUAUCUUAAGGACCAGGGGGCCUCAGACUUGUGGGAGUGGAAAGCCUUCUCCCUGUCAGGCGCCGGGGACUAGCAAAGCUUUCCUCUGGUCAGUGUCCUCGCUGGCCACUGGUCGAGGAAGGAGCAUAAAUGGCUGGUUGGGAGGUAGAGAUCUGAACCCGGCGCUCGGCCCUCUUUCUUUUUGCUCAGUACAAGGAAUCCAGUUCAAGGAAUGCUGCCUCCCUCCGCAGAGCAGGCCUUUCUGCAUCAUUUAAAUUGUUUCAGAAACUUCCUCAGAGCUCCACCCAGAGGUGUGCUUCUACAUAAUCCCAUCAAAUUAACUGUCAGGGAAAGUAACCUGAAAAUGGGCUUUCCACAUCUGCCACGCACGUCUGCCGCGCACGUCUGUCACGUCUGCCGCUGUCAAUCUGCCCUUGUGAAACUGUCAGCAGCAAAUGCAGGUUUGUGUGUCAACAGUCUCCUAUUGUCACACUCCUAGUUUUUGCUGAUCUGAUGAGUGUGAGUGGCUUGUUGCUGACUGUUUUGUUUCUGCCGUCUUGAUUAGUAGAGAGGUUGAGUAUUUUCACUGAAGUUUUUCCAUUGAUGAGCCUACUCAUAAUCUCUGUCCGUUUUAGCCCUGGGAUGUUUAUCUUUUGUAUGGUAGUGGGGUGGUUUGACUCUGCUUGGCCCAGGGAGUGGCGCUAUUAGGAGGCGUGGUCUUGUUGGAGUAGGUAUGGCCUUGUUGGAGGAAGUGUGUCACUGUGGCUGUGGGCUUGGAGACCCUUCUUCUAGUCACGUGGUAUAUACUCUUCUCCUGCCUGCCUUUGGAUCAAAAUGUAGAACUUUCGGCUCCUCCAGGCAAUUGUCUGCCUGGAUGCUGCCAUGCUUCCGGCCAUGAUGAUAAUGGAUUGAACCUCUGAACCUGUAGGCCAGCCCCAAUUAAAUGUUGUCCUUUAUAAGAGUUGUCUUGGUCAUGGUGUCUGUUCACAGCAAUGCAAACCCCAACUAAGACACGUAUAGAAAUAGAUAGAGAUUUGAAUGAAUAUAGAUAAGGAGAGAUAUAUAAAUACCAACUUUUGUGGUUGUUUCACAUUUAUUCAUUCAUUUAUUUAUGGCAGUGUCUCAUGAAUCCCAGGCUGGCUUUGAAUUCACCUUAUAGCUGAGGAUGACUUUAAACUUCUGACCCUCUUGCCUCUACCUCCCAAGUGCUAGGAUUGCGGGUGGGUGCUACCAUUUCCUUUUUUAUGUACUGCCGGGGACUGACCCCAGGGCUACACACAUGGUAGGCAAGCUCCACAUGACCUGAGCUGCACCUAUAGAAAUUUGCUUGUGUUUUUUUAAAGGAUUUUUUUUUUUAAUUUUCUCAGUGGUUUAUAUUUCUUUGGUGCAUGCUUCUCCAUGGAGUCAGGCAUUUAAAAACGUAUUCAUCUUUCCCUGUAUCAUUUGGACUUUAUAUGUCUCAAAAAAUAAACCCUUUUUAUCCUGAGCUGAUAAAGACAUACUGUUUUUUAAUGCCUUCUAUCGACCUUUUAUCCUGAAAUAACUUCAAAGUUAUGAAAUAUUAUAAAAUAUGACAAGAAACUUAUUCAUGCUCUCUACUCUGAUCCACUUAUGUUUUUCAAAGAGCAUGUGUGUUUGUGGUCUAUGCGUGUAUGUGCAUGGGUAUACUUGGGCACAUUGGUCUAUGCAUGUGUGUGCAUGGCAGUGUACUUGGACACACUGGUCUAUGCAUGUAUGUGCAUGGGUGUACUUGGGCACACUGGUCUAUGCAUGUAUGUGCAUGCGUGUACUUGGGCACACUGGUCUAUGCAUGUAUGUGCAUGCGUGUACUUAGGCACACUGGCCUAUGCAUGCCCAGAGAUUGACAUUGGUAUCAAUUCAUUCCUCUCUCUCUCUCCAUCUUAUUGUUUUAUUUCUUGAAAUUGAAUUACAUCAUUUCCCAUGUCCUUUCCUCCCUGCAACCUCUCAUGCACACAUGUAUAAAUUUCUAAAUACACAAAUACAACCUUCUCAGUCCAUAGGAUGUUACCUGUAUGUAUGUGACCUCCGGGCUGACCACUUGGUAUUGGAUAGUCAAUUGGAGGGCUCGUUUCUGGGGGAGACCCAGAAGACUCCUGCUCUUAGCACUUCCCAUAGUUCUUUGUGCAAGGAUGGGGUGCUCGAGCUUGCCCCUUCCGUGUUAGAAUACCCGUUAGUGUUAUUGUUCACGUCCUGUUUAGGCAGACGUGUUGAUGAAACCUAAUGGGGAUAGCCUCUCUGACAUCUCUAGGAAUUAAACCAUGGAAGCAUCAUGAAUGUGUCUCAUCCUUGCAAAGAGGCCCUGCUGAUCCUCUCUGUGUUGUUCUAAUUUUAGUAUAUAAGCUGCACCUCUGUGCUAUUGUUAAAUUUUACUUUAUUAUUCUAUUUGUCUGGGUGUUUUGCCUGCAUGUGUGUCUGUGCACCUGCCUGAGGAGGCCAGCAGAGGGCACUGGAUCCCCUGGAACUGGAGUUACAGAAAGUUGUGAGCUGCCAUGUGGGUGCUGGGAAUCAAACCUGGGGCCUCUGGAAGACAGUAAGUGUCCUGAGCCUUCUUUCUAUAUUGACGUCUAUAUGCAGGCGAGGGCAGGCACAAGACAAGGCAAGGCCUGUGAUUGGACAGUGAAAAAGAAAGGUGAGUACAGAGUUUUUGAGAGGCCGGAGAGAUAGGAGAAGGGACGAGAAGAUAGAGGAGGAGAAGGAUGACCCACCCCCGUGUGGCUUUAAUUAGCCACAGUUAGCUAUGAAUAUCUUAUAAGGGAUGGACUAUUAUAGGAUAAUUCAUCUUAUCUAGGUGGGAAGUUUAUAUCAAUAUCAAUUGGCUCUGAGUUUAUCGUGUGGACAUUUUGUGGAGUGAGAAUUUACUGAUAUAAAUCUGAUUGAUAGAUUACAAGCCUCUAGAGUUUUGAUUUUAACAGGUUACUGGGAGUUGUGACAAUAACUACAGGGGUGGAAGCUGGGAAUGUGAGCAGAGUCCGCAGCAGAGAGCCAAGAGGUAGAUGGCUGCUGACAGGGCUAGCCAUGGAGGCGGAGCAAUCACCAGGGACAGAGAGUAGCAGGAGGCAAUGCGGCAUGGUGCCUGGUGCCCCACAUCAUAUUGUUAUUACUUACCACAACAGUCAUUUUUAAUUUGUAACAUUUAUGUAUUGAUUUUGUGAGUAUAAGUAUGCCACAGUGUGUGAGAGUCUGUUUGAGUGUGUGUAUGUGUGUAUGUGUAUAUGUGCAUGCAUGUAUGUAUAGGUAUGUGUGUAUGUGUAUAUGUAUAUGUGUAUGUGUGUGUAUGUGUAUGUGUUUGUGUGUAUAUAUGUAUGUGAGUGUGUGAGUGUAUGUGUGUGUGAUAUGUGUAUAUGUGUGUAUAUGUGUGUAUAUGUGUGUAUAUGUGUGUAUAUGUGUGUAUAUGUGAAUGUGUAUAUAUGUGUGUACAUGUAUGUGUGAAUAUGGGUGUGUAUGUGUGUGUUUGUAUGUGUAUAUAUGUGUGUGUUUGUACAUGUGUGAAUAUGUGUGUGUGGUGUAUAUGUGGGUUUGUAUAUAUAUGUGUAUGUGUGUUUGUGUGUGUGAAUAUGGGUGUGUAUGUGUGUGGUUAUGUAUGUGUAUAUAUGUGUAUGUGUUUGUAUGUUUGUGAAUGUGUGUGUAUGUGUGUAUAUAUGGGUGUGUAUAUAUGUGUGCAUGUGCAUAUAUGUGUGUGUGCGAGUGUGUGUGUGUGUGUGUGUGUGUGUGUGUGUGAUUAUUAGAAGAUAACUUGCUGGAGUUAAUUCUCUCCUUCUAUUAUAUGGGUCCCAGGAAUCAAAUUCAUUCUUCAAGAGCCAUCUCAAAAGUGUUCUUUUGUUUGUUCCAAAACAUGACUCCACUAUGUAGCCAGACUGGCCUCAAAGUCACUGCCCUCUGAUCUCCACCUCCUGAGUCCUGAGGCUACAGGCUCCCGCUGAGGCUACAGGCCCACUAUGCCUGACUGAUGCUGAUAUUGUUGUAGAAUUCUCAUAACUCCACUUAAAGUUUUCCCUAAAGGCUGCAUAUGAGCUGGAAGGAAGGAGGGGGAGAGGGAGGGAGCAGAGAAAUUAUGUAAGAGAUGAAAUAUGACAAUUUACUCAAAACUAAUUACUGGAGGAGCAAAGGGGUGUCCCGUACCUGUAGACAGAAUACCAUGCAUGGAGCAGAGGGUGUGGGGAGAGGCUGCAGCAGUUCCAAGCCUGAAGAGACCACUCAACCAACCGUUCAGAACCUUACUUAUUGACUGGCUCCCAGCACCCACGUGUGGCUCGCACUGUGUGUAACUCCAGCGUUCUGAUGCCUCUUCUUCUCUCUGCUGGCCACUGCACACAUGUGGUGCACACAUGUGUAUGCAUACAUAUACUUAGGCACCCAUCGAUAUGUAGAGAAAAGAAUAAUUCAUGUUUGAGGCAGGGUCUAUGGGUAGCCCUGGAAUUCUCUAGGUAGACUUGGCUGACUUUGAAUUCACAGAGAUCCACCUGCCUCUGUUUCCCUUAUACUGGGACUAAAGGUUGUCACACCCUGCUAUAAAUAUUUUUUUUACAGUUAAAAAUGCAGCAAUCAUAUGUCUGCUGUCAAUCAACCUAUAAACAGUAGAUGGGGUAACAGUUUAUAAUCGUGGAAAUAUCCUUAUGGUCUUCAAAAGUUCUCCCUAGCUUUAGUGUCCAUGGAUGAUUUUUUUUAAAAAAAUAGCUUUAUUAUCUUUUUUACACUUGUUUCUAUGCACUUCUGCGCACCACCAGUGUGCCUGGUGCUUUCUUUGAGAAACUAGCACUGGGUCCCCCUGGAACUGGAGUUAGAGAUGGUUGUGAGCCAUCAUGUGGGUGCUGGGAAUUGAACCUAGGUCCUCUGAAAAAGCAGCAAGUGCUCUUAACCACUGAACCAUCUUUCCACCUUCCCACAGAUGAUUCUUAUCUGAUUCAUUUUUUUUUCCAGAGACAGCUGAAAAGAAGAUAAAUAUUUUGUUUUCACACGUAAGUCUGAUUUGGAAUUCGUGAGGAGCGUGAGGUAUAGACCAGAUUCGGUUAAGUUCUUUUCCUGUAUUAGUUAAAGCAACCGGGGCUGUCUAAAAGCAGAGCAGACCCCAUUCUAGAGACGAGCGGUCGGAUUCUCAUCCUCUAUCAGGCCGCCCCUUUCUGCUUGAUUAAAAGAUUCUAAUCGGCUUGGAGAGAUUAAGGACUGCAGCGGGUUGUUCCCACACCCCCGCCCUGGGCUGGGCUGCCAGGGGAGACCGAAGGGACAUCGACCCUGUGACCCUUUAGCCAAGCCCUAGCCCCGGACUUCCCGGUAAGUAAUGAAUGAUCCACACAGAAACUUCGGUCCUGUGUGAAGGCGUGGGAUUAUUUCCCACUGAACCCCCAAGACUGCUGAUGAGGAAGGGAGAGUAAACAAUCUGAGGCAAGCAGGAUAGGCCAAAGAGACCUUGGAGCGAUGCGCUGGGCCGCCAUCUAGGGUCCUGGAAGCCAAGACACCCUAGGGGUUGGGCGGAAUUUGAAAAACAGACUUGAGCAUAGAGCCCUACGGGAGUGAGUGCUGAGGGUCUCAACUCUCAUCCUGUUCGCUCUGUGUUCACAGAAGAGGGCAAUGAGUGCGUGGCUCCUGCCAGCGGGAGGGUUUCCCGGCGCUGGGUUCUGUAUCCCUGCGUGGCAGUCCCGGUCCAGCCUCUCGCGGGUCCUGCGCUGGCCAGGGCCUGGGCUGCCCGGACUCCUGCUCCUGCUGCUGCUCCCAUCUCCGUCUGCCUUCUCCGCUGUGUUCAAAGUGGGGGUGCUGGGCCCCUGGGCUUGCGACCCCAUCUUUGCACGGGCCCGACCGGAUCUGGCUGCGCGUCUGGCCACCGACCGCCUGAAUCGUGACCUUGCCUUAGACGGCGGCCCCUGGUUCGAGGUUACGCUGCUCCCAGAGCCCUGCCUGACUCCGGGCUCGCUAGGGGCUGUGUCCUCCGCGCUGACUCGAGUCUCUGGCUUGGUGGGUCCGGUGAACCCCGCGGCCUGCCGGCCAGCCGAGCUAUUAGCCCAGGAAGCUGGAGUAGCGCUGGUGCCCUGGGGCUGCCCUGGCACGCGGGCGGCGGGUACUACAGCCCCGGCGGUGACCCCCGCUGCAGAUGCCCUGUAUGUCCUCCUUAAAGCAUUCCGCUGGGCCCGCGUGGCCCUGAUCACCGCACCCCAGGACCUGUGGGUGGAGGCGGGACGCGCUCUGUCCACAGCACUCAGGGCCCGGGGUUUGCCAGUUGCCCUAGUGACCUCCAUGGUGCCUUCAGACCUGUCUGGAGCCCGAGAGGCCCUCAGAAGGAUCCGAGACGGGCCUAGAGUUAGAGUGGUUAUCAUGGUGAUGCACUCGGUACUGCUGGGCGGCGAGGAGCAGCGCUACCUACUGGAAGCUGCAGAAGAGCUGGGUCUGACUGAUGGCUCCCUGGUCUUCCUGCCCUUUGACACCCUUCACUACGCGUUGUCUCCAGGCCCGGAGGCUCUGGCUGCAUUUGUCAACAGCUCCAAGCUCCGCAGGGCUCACGAUGCGGUGCUCACGCUGACACGCCGCUGUCCUCCUGGAGGCAGCGUGCAAGACAGCUUGCGCAGGGCCCAAGAACACCAGGAGCUGCCCCUUGACCUCGACCUGAAGCAGGUCUCUCCGCUGUUUGGCACCAUCUAUGAUGCUGUCUUCCUGUUGGCUGGGGGCGUGACGAGAGCAAGAGCAGCAGUGGGUGGCGGCUGGGUGUCAGGUGCAUCUGUGGCCCGCCAAAUGCGGGAAGCUCAAGUCUUUGGCUUUUGCGGGAUCCUGGGAAGAACCGAAGAGCCCUCCUUUGUGCUGCUGGACACAGAUGCGGCAGGAGAACGGCUGUUCACAACACACCUGCUGGAUCCUGUCUUAGGCUCCCUGCGUUCCGCUGGGACCCCCGUGCACUUCCCUAGAGGUGCACCUGCUCCGGGUCCCGAUCCUUCCUGCUGGUUCGAUCCAGAUGUGAUCUGCAACGGAGGGGUGGAGCCAGGCCUGGUCUUUGUUGGCUUCCUCCUGGUGAUAGUGGUGGGACUGACUGGAGCCUUCCUGGCUCAUUACUUGAGGCACAGGCUGCUACACAUGCAAAUGGUCUCCGGCCCCAAUAAGAUCAUCCUGACCUUGGAAGAUGUUACUUUCCUCCACCCACAAGGGGGCAGCUCUCGAAAGGUGGCCCAGGGAAGUAGAUCCAGUCUGGCUACCCGGAGUACAUCAGACAUUCGCAGUGUCCCCAGCCAGCCCCAAGAGAGCACCAACAUUGGCCUCUAUGAGGGCGACUGGGUUUGGCUGAAGAAAUUUCCAGGAGAACACCACAUGGCCAUCCGGCCGGCGACCAAGAUGGCCUUCUCCAAGCUGCGGGAGCUCCGCCAUGAGAAUGUGGCUCUCUACCUGGGACUCUUCCUGGCGGGUACAGCAGACAGCCCUGCCACCCCUGGGGAGGGAAUCUUGGCUGUGGUCUCCGAGCACUGUGCUCGGGGCUCCCUCCAUGACCUCCUGGCCCAGAGAGACAUAAAGCUGGACUGGAUGUUCAAGUCUUCCCUCCUGCUGGACCUCAUAAAGGGAAUGAGAUAUCUCCACCAUCGUGGUGUGGCCCACGGGAGGCUUAAGUCACGGAAUUGCGUGGUGGACGGGAGGUUCGUGCUCAAGGUGACAGAUCAUGGCCACGGGCGACUUCUGGAAGCGCAGAGGGUUUUACCCGAACCUCCCAGUGCAGAGGAUCAGCUAUGGACAGCCCCAGAGCUGCUUCGGGACCCAGCUCUAGAGAGACGGGGAACUCUAGCUGGUGACGUCUUUAGCCUGGGCAUCAUCAUGCAGGAGGUCGUGUGCCGCAGCACACCUUAUGCCAUGCUGGAGCUAACGCCCGAGGAAGUGAUACAGAGGGUGCGGAGCCCUCCCCCACUGUGCCGGCCCUUGGUGUCAAUGGACCAGGCACCUAUGGAAUGCAUCCAGCUGAUGGCUCAAUGCUGGGCAGAGCAUCCAGAGCUUCGGCCUUCCAUGGACCUCACCUUUGACCUGUUCAAGGGCAUCAACAAGGGCCGGAAGACGAACAUCAUUGACUCCAUGCUUCGGAUGCUGGAGCAGUACUCUAGUAACCUGGAGGACUUGAUCCGAGAACGCACAGAGGAGUUAGAGCAGGAGAAGCAGAAGACAGACAGGCUGCUCACACAGAUGCUCCCUCCAUCUGUGGCUGAGGCCCUGAAAAUGGGGACAUCUGUGGAGCCUGAAUACUUUGAAGAGGUGACACUCUAUUUCAGUGACAUUGUGGGCUUUACCACCAUUUCAGCCAUGAGUGAGCCCAUUGAGGUGGUCGACCUGCUUAAUGACCUCUAUACACUCUUUGAUGCCAUCAUCGGUUCCCACGAUGUCUAUAAGGUGGAAACAAUUGGAGAUGCAUACAUGGUGGCCUCCGGGCUGCCACAGAGGAACGGGCAGCGGCAUGCUGCAGAGAUUGCCAACAUGUCACUGGACAUCCUCAGUGCAGUCGGCUCCUUCCGCAUGCGCCAUAUGCCGGAGGUACCAGUGCGCAUCCGCAUUGGUCUGCACUCGGGCCCGUGCGUGGCCGGUGUGGUGGGCCUCACCAUGCCUCGGUACUGCCUGUUUGGGGACACGGUCAACACUGCCUCACGAAUGGAGUCCACUGGACUGCCUUAUCGCAUCCAUGUAAACAUGAGCACUGUUCGGAUUCUUCGGGCUCUGGACCAAGGCUUCCAGAUGGAAUGCCGAGGCCGCACAGAGCUGAAGGGCAAGGGUGUUGAGGACACGUACUGGCUUGUGGGCAGAGUCGGCUUCAACAAGCCCAUUCCCAAACCACCUGACCUGCAACCAGGGGCCAGCAACCAUGGCAUCAGCCUGCAGGAGAUUCCCCCAGAGAGACGCAAGAAGCUAGAGAAAGCCAGGCCAGGCCAGUUUACUGGGAAGUGAAGCUCUACUGGGGACAGGAUUAUUCUGCAAGGCCCUUCCUGAAGUUGCUGUGAUAUGGGGGACUAAGGCCCAAGGCUUCUGUCCAAUUCUGCCUCCAAGGAUUCUGAGCCAGGAGUCUGCUGCAAACCAGCUCUGUGACCCUGGAAAGUUCUGAAGUGCUGUCCAGGCUCCCCUCGGUGGUAAAAUGAGGAGGGGCUAAGUGGUUUCCAUCACCCUGCGGUCUUUAUAAUGGCUGAUCUUGAGAUCAGGAUUCUGUGGCAUAUGACCCCCAUUUCAAGGACCCUGAGCUCUUUGGAGGUUGCAGAGGUGGAUGGGGACCUCAAAAAUAAGACCCCAAAAGUAAGAACCUGGGUUCAGAAACCCAGAGGAAGUGGAGGCCUCAUGUUCUAUCAGGACAGGGGUCAUCAUGUGGCCUGGAAAGACUAGGGCUUCUACUCAUCUCAGUCCUGUUCUCACCUCCAUUACUCACUGGUCAGAAACUGGUUCCUUCUCCAAUGGGCAGAACCAAAGCACUUGCCCAAGUGCAGAGAAAACCUUGCUCUGGGGGAGGGAAACUAGCUGCACCCAAACUUUGCUAACCAGAAUGGUAGAUGAAUAGUUUACUCUCGACUUAGCUGGGUGCUGGUGAAUUGACUGUCGAAGAAAACCAUUUCUACCACACCCAGUACUGGCCAAUGCCCAGUUUCCUUUGCAGAACUCUGAGGGGCCAGAUCUGGGCUUUGGCAUGUUUGACUCUGGCUGUCUUCUCUCAUCGAUACAGACUCUGGAUGGAGGCUGUUAGCACCAGACACUCAGUAGGCGGUGAGUGUCCAGGACCUGGUGAUGUGCAGAACUGGAGAGGUGUUGACAGAAUCUGAAAUGGAUUAACCCCUCGCUAUGGGGGGGUGCAGCUGGCAGCCAGCAGCAUUGGCAUCAUUGGCAUCAUUGUUAGACACACAGAGCCUCAGUCUCACCCCACACCCAUGGAAUCAAGUCUGCAUGUUAAACGUUAUAGGCCCACAACAACUUCUUUUUUUUUUUUUGGUUCUUUUUUUCGGAGCUGGGGACCGAACCCAGGGCCUUGCGCUUCCUAGGCAAGUGCUCUACCACUGAGCUAAAUCCCCAACCCCCCACAACAACUUCUUAAUCUGAGAAUAGAAUGCCCAGGACAGAAAAUUAAUUUAAAGUGGUUAUAUAUAUAUAUAUACAUAUAUAUGUAUAUGUAUAUGUAUAUGUAUAUGUAUAUGUAUAUGAAAAUUAACUUAAAGUGGCAUACUAAACAUAGAUAGGUAGACAGACAGACAAAUCAAUAGAUAGAUAGAGGCAUAUGUGCAUGCUUGGGGUCAGGGUCAGGUGUGGUAGCACACACAUGACUUUAAUGGCAGCCCUGAGCAGGCAGAGGUAGAUGGAUAUCUGGGUUUGAAGCCAGACUGGUCUACAUAGAGAGUUUCAGUCCAGCCAAAGCCAGCAUUAAAACCUAUGUGAACAAAAUAACUAUAUGUAGUUACGUAUGUAAUACAUAAGCCAGGGCUAGAGAGAUAGAUAGCUCAGUGGUUAAGAUCACUUGCUGAUCUUCCAGAGGAUCCAGGUUUGAUAUUCAAGACCUACAUCGAGCCUAACAGCCAUCUGUAACUUCAGUUUUAGGGGAUCUGACGUUUUCUUCUGGCCUCUGUGGGCACCAGGCAUGCACACGAUGCACAGACACACUCGGGCAAAACACCUAUACACAUAAAAUGAAUAAUUUUAAAAUAAAUCUAAAAAAAAACCUUUAUCUAAAAAAUAAAAACAUUAUAGUCAGCCCUAAGCAUCUAAAUAAGGUACGAAUUCAAGGACAAUUCCGAUGGACACUAAAUCCCCUGGGUCUCAAGUCCCUUAUUCAAGAUGGAACUUUCUACAUUGCACCUAUGCACUUUAUCCUGUGUGCUUUAAGUAAGUUCUGUAUUAUUUAUAAUGUAUAUGAUAGGGAAUAAUGACAAGAAAAACUGUCAGUACAUGUUCAUAGCAGACACAGCCUCUAGGCCUAACUGCAUAGUACACAGUCAUGCUUGGCUGUGUUGGCAUAAAAACCACAGGUCUCGUCUUAAAGUAAGAGAUGAUGGCUUACUCUGGAGCCAUUUUGAGUGACCUUGGCCUAGAAACACAGAUUUCGGUUAUCCCAAGUUCCGUAUUCCAAUGUGGAAGCAGACACAUGGGUUUUAAGUACAUUGAUGCAUAUACCGGAGAGGUGCCUACAAGAUGGGGGAAGCCUGUCUACAGGCUGGAGAUGCUGUUCAUGACAUUCUUAGCUCUUGGAUUGGUGGAAGCUGGUGUUCUGCUAAAUUAACAGCUUCUAGGAGGUUUUUACUCAUUAUCACAAGAUGGUGGCUGUACGUGAACAGCUUCUAGAGACUUACGUUUAUUGUCAUGGCGUGUUAGUUCUGAUACAGAGGGAAGUAAGGAAUGGCUGUUCCAGAAGCUAAAACGAACCCAGGCCCGUCCAAGUUAAGGAAGUAAGCCUCUGACCUACAAAAUUCCAGUCUGGGAUUCCAAUGGGCUCCAUCAGUCUCUGCAGACAACAGCUUCUUUUUCAGGAAUUUUCCCUCACAGCUGAAUCCAUGGAUGUGACAUCAGAAAAACACAAAGGGCUAACUGCACUAGAUUCUCCCUGUUCCUGAGAUCAAAAGCACCUCGUGGGGCUUGAAUCACCCCUUGGCCACAGUCGCUUUAAUCCAGGACACCACCGUCCAGUUCUCACAGCCCCUACUCCUCCCAGUAAUGCAAGCUCCCCUGCCUGGCAUCUGCGGGCAUCCUGCUUAGGGCUUUAGGACCUUAGCUGCUUGCCGGGUUUCUCCUCCUCUUCCUCCUUUUAGUACUGAUUAAUGGCUUCCUAACGGCAAUAAUUAGUAAUAAUAAUAAUAAUAAUAAUAAUAAUAAUAAUAAUAAUAAUAAUAAUAAAAGUACAUGCAGCCCGCAGCCCUUUCAGUUCUGGUCAGCUAAGUGGUGCUGCUAAUGGGCUUUUUAGUGCGAAUUUAAAAAAAAUUUAACUGUGUUCAUAAAUAAUGAAUUAAAGCUGGAAACAAAGCAAAAAAGAUAGAACAUGCAUUUUACAGUUAAACAUCCUUCAUACAAGUUUUUCUCUGUACUUGGGUCCCAGGGUUGAAGGGUAGAUUCCAAACUCCCAAACUGCUGGCCUUAGACCCAACUGGGGAUUAGCUCUCAAAACUCCUGUCCUUCCUUCCCUCCUGUUCUCUCAUCCUUUCCUCCCCCUUCUCCCUAGGUCCUGGAGUAGUGCUAGUUAGUAUAUAACUCAGGAAGUCCCGGGGAAGAGUUACUCUGGUUAGGAGCUGGAGGCCGAGCCUGGGCAGGCUGCGGCAGGUAGGAAGAGUGAUGAGCUGAGGUCCAUGCAGACCUGAGGCUAGAGGAGGAGUGGGCAAGGUUCAGCAGGCCCACUGAUUCCUGGGCUGAGCAUCGUGGCUGUAGUUUCAGGUGCCUGACUGAUAGGUUGGGAGAGCAAGCUGUUGCUCCAGAAUUCACAGAAGCAGUGGGAGAAAGAGAAGAAAGGUUGCAAGGCUCCUCGCAAGGCCCCUCUAUUCCUCACUCUCCACUUCCCCCUCUGUCUCCUUCUCUGCCCCACUCUCCUCUCUUCCCUCUCCUAGUACCCCUUUGCCCAUGUUUCUCCCCGCCUUUCUAAGCAGUUUCGUCUAUUUCUGAGGACACCCCCCCCCCCGCCAACCAACCCCAGACUCUGAUUACUAACUGCCAAUCUUAGAGUCCUGACUCAAAUAUUCUCUGCCUCCCACUCUGUUGUCCCCAGACCCAGGCAACUCACAGCCCAUGAAAGCACCUGCCGUGGUCACAGGGUACUCCACGGCUUCAGAUGUGCCUAUGCUACCUCGGCCAGCAGGCCUGCCCCAGGAGCCCACCCUUGGGGCUGUUCUUGCCUUUGGGAUGGCUCUGUAGCUGGGACCAAUCAUAGCCAAAGCAGGGACUUUCUUCAGCUGCUGUGUAGGUUCCCAGGGGGUGCCUCAGGACUCACUGGCAGUCCUUCCUGUGCACUGUUCUUUCAGUCUGGUCCCUGCUCUACCUGCCUACCUGGGGUGGACCCCAGGCACUCCCCUUUGAGGAAGUGGGGUGAACUACACCCAGGCAGGGACUUGUAACACAACAUCAUAGGGUCAUCCGUGUUCAUAGGAAUCUUUUGUACUUUGCACCCAGCACACCAGGUGGUGUAUCCUGGUGUCUGGGUCCUGGGAUGGUGGUGACUGAAAUAAAGAUAUGCAUCCUUC
Molecule: messenger RNA, 13665 nt
Organism: Rattus norvegicus (Norway rat)
Lineage: Eukaryota; Metazoa; Chordata; Mammalia; Rodentia; Muridae
Source: RefSeq, a predicted model, not a curated record